GAGAAAGUAGGCCACACCCACCACCACCAUCGCCGGGAGAAUCUAGCCAAUCCAGUAGCAAUAAAGUAAAGUUACCGUACCCUCCCCGUGAGCUAGCCCAGGAAGCCAGCCAGGCUCACCACCCGCUCGGGCCCGCCGCCCAGCUAGCGCGGUCCCACGAGAGCGAAAGCUCAAAGCAGCUCGCAGUCUCGCACGCCAUGACACCAGCACAGAACCAGCCACCUUCCCCUGGUCAGUCGCCUCCCCCGCUAGUCAAUACCACAGUGGAGUGCCCACCUCAACAUUAAAGAAAGAGAAGGCAAGCGGGGACAGAGAGGGAGAGGAGAGGAGAGGGGAGGGGAGGUAGCAUGACGUCGGGGGCGGCGGCCGCUGGCGGGAUGGGGCGGACGCCGACGUGGAAGGAGCGGGAGAACAACAAGCGGCGGGAGAGGCGGCGCCGGGCCAUCGCCGCCAAGGUCUUCACCGGCCUCCGCGCGCUCGGCAACUACAAGCUCCCCAAGCACUGCGACAACAACGAGGUCCUCAAGGCGCUCUGCCGCGAGGCCGGAUGGGUCGUUGAGGACGACGGCACCACCUACCGCAGGGGAUGCAGGCCGCCGCCGUUGGGCGCGGGGGUUGCGUCGGCGGGGAUGAGCCCCUGCUCGUCCUCGCAGCUCAUGAGCGCGCCGUCGUCGAGCUUCCCGAGCCCGGUGCCGUCCUACCACGGAAGCCCGGCGUCGUCGAGCUUCCCGAGCCCCACGCGUCACGACAGCAACCACCCCAGCGCCUCCUCCCUGCUCCCGUUCCUCCGGGGGCUCCCCAACCUCCCGCCGCUCCGCGUCUCCAGCAGCGCGCCGGUGACGCCGCCGCUCUCGUCGCCGACGGCGUCUCGGCCGCCCAAGGUCCGGAAGCCCGACUGGGAUUCCGUCGUCGACCCUUUCCGGCACCCGUUCUUCGCGGUCUCCGCACCUGCCAGCCCCACCCGCGCCCGCCGGCGUGAGCACCCAGACACGAUCCCCGAGUGUGACGAGUCGGACGUCUCCACGGUGGACUCCGGCCGGUGGAUCAGCUUCCAGAUGGCGGCGACGACGGCGCCGGCGUCGCCAACAUACAACCUCGUGAACCCGGGCGGCGCCUCCAACUCCAACUCCAUGAAGCUGGACGGAACGGCCGGGGACAGGGGCAGAGGCGGCCCGGAGUUCGAGUUCGACAAGGGCUGGGUGACGCCCUGGGAAGGCGAGAGGAUCCACGAGGUCGCCGCCGAGGAGCUCGAGCUCACGCUCGGCGUCGGCGCCAAGUGACGGCCAUAGGCAGCUGAGCAUCGCACAAAGCUCAGAUCUUUGCCGUCCUGUAAUGUCAUGAGCAAAAAAAAUGGUUCCUUUCAUGAACCUCGCCUAGCAGGUGAUCGCGGCUGUUGUGAGAUCAGCGGUGAAUGUGUAGUGUGCGACGCAUUCUGCUGCGAUUCGAUCGGGCAUUUCGUUGUAGAUGUAGUUGAUGCUGUUGUUUCAUUCAUGGACUUGAGAAAUUAAGGAUGAGAAACCAUCGUUCAUCUGUAUUGAUCGUUGAUUGUUUCUUCA
Messenger RNA from Phragmites australis (common reed), 1556 nucleotides. Its product is annotated as protein BZR1 homolog 1. Lineage: Eukaryota; Viridiplantae; Streptophyta; Magnoliopsida; Poales; Poaceae. The record is from RefSeq and is a predicted model, not a curated record. Gene Ontology annotation, biological process: DNA-templated transcription; brassinosteroid mediated signaling pathway. Gene Ontology annotation, molecular function: DNA-binding transcription factor activity. The transcript has 2 exons. Bases 348 to 1280 code for a protein of 310 amino acids.